AUGGACGCACAAGCAACCGCUCCCCCGGCUCACGAUGCCGCCUCCUACCUCGACCUAGGCAUCACACUCGCUCUGCACAACUGGCCCUCACUCACACUCGCCGUGCAAUCAAACUGGGGUGGUCCGACUUCCGAUGACAAGCGCGCCUGGCUCUGUGGAGCCAUCUCCGAGAUGCUGACCGAGCGACCGGAAACCGAUGCCGAAGAUGUGGAGGACGUGUUGAUCCAGGUCCUGAAUGACGAGUUCGAUGUUGUGAUCGAUGAUGAGAGCGCCGGCAAUGUGGCUGUUCAGAUCAUGGAAUUCAAGGAGCAGGCGGAGGCUGGACAGUUUGGUGCGAUUCGGGAGAUGUGGGAAGGGUGGCAGCAGAAGAGUCAGCAGAAGUCUGCGGCGGCGAACAUGUUCAAGCAGGUUGAGUCCAGAGAUGAAGACCAGGAGACCGAUGAUGAGACCGAUGAUGACGCGGAUGUGGACAUGGGAGAUGCGCCGGCUUUGGUGCGGGCACCGAGAGAGAAGGCUGAGCCUGAGAUUGAUGAUGACGGAUUUACCAAGGUUGUUGGAAAGAGGCGCUGA
Molecule: messenger RNA, 570 nt
Organism: Penicillium verhagenii
Lineage: Eukaryota; Fungi; Ascomycota; Eurotiomycetes; Eurotiales; Aspergillaceae
Product: pre-rRNA-processing TSR2 family protein
Exons: 1
Coding region: 1-570 (189 amino acids)
Biological process (GO): maturation of SSU-rRNA from tricistronic rRNA transcript (SSU-rRNA, 5.8S rRNA, LSU-rRNA)
Cellular component (GO): nucleus
Source: RefSeq, a predicted model, not a curated record